UCGCCCGCCCGGGUGACCUCCUGGACCAGCCCCGGCGGAGUCCGAAACUGCCCCGCUGAGGUGACGAGGAACAAUUCUGCCACAGGGAUGACUUCCAGGACCUGAAUUGUUGACCUCAUCCCAACCUUAGAACCUCAACUGUUAUUCAAAUUUUUGCACCAUUCCAGGCUUGUUGACUUUGUAUGGAAAUAGAAUUGAACCUUAGGGGUCUGAUGGAAAUUCACUGUGACAUUCAAAUCAAGAUAACUUGCUGAAACCCACAGAGCCUUUCUCCAUGGGCCCUGAUGGUAGCCUCCAGAAGGUGCAGCCUCAGGUGGUCCUCCUCCUUCUUCGGCAAGAAUAAACUUUGGGUCUUGGAUUGCAACACCACCCCUGGAGAAAAUGGUAUGCGAGGGCAAGCGAUCAGCUUCUUGCCCUUGUUUCUUCCUCCUGACGGCCAAGUUCUACUGGAUCCUCACAAUGAUGCAAAGAACUCACAGCCAGGAGUAUGCCCAUUCCAUAAGAAUGGAUGGGGACAUCAUUUUGGGGGGUCUCUUCCCUGUGCAUGCAAAGGGAGAGAGAGGGGUGCCUUGUGGGGACCUGAAGAAGGAAAAGGGUAUCCACAGACUGGAGGCCAUGCUUUAUGCCAUCGACCAGAUUAAUAAGGACCCUGAUCUCCUCACUAACAUCACUCUGGGUGUCCGGAUCCUCGACACUUGCUCCAGGGACACCUAUGCUUUGGAGCAGUCGCUGACGUUCGUGCAGGCUCUGAUAGAGAAAGACGCUUCUGACGUGAAGUGUGCAAACGGGGACCCGCCCAUUUUCACCAAACCGGACAAGAUUUCUGGCGUCAUAGGUGCUGCAGCAAGCUCUGUGUCCAUCAUGGUUGCUAACAUUUUAAGACUUUUUAAGAUACCUCAAAUCAGCUAUGCAUCCACAGCCCCAGAGCUAAGUGAUAACACCAGGUAUGACUUCUUUUCUCGGGUGGUCCCACCUGAUUCGUACCAAGCGCAAGCCAUGGUGGACAUCGUGACGGAGCUGGGGUGGAAUUAUGUGUCGACACUGGCUUCUGAGGGCAACUAUGGAGAGAGUGGCGUUGAGGCCUUCACUCAGAUCUCGAGGGAGAUUGGUUCCUUCUUCAUCCCAAGCAUUGUGCUAUGUGUCAUAGAGGAGGUGGUGGAUGAAAUAAACACUCUCUGCUCCCAUAGAGCCAAUGGAGGUGGUGUUUGCAUUGCUCAAUCACAAAAAAUACCACGUGAACCAAGACCUGGAGAAUUCGAAAAAAUUAUCAAACGCCUGCUGGAGACACCUAAUGCUAGGGCGGUGAUUAUGUUUGCCAAUGAAGAUGACAUCAGGAGGAUAUUGGAAGCAGCAAAAAAAUUAAACCAAAGUGGUCAUUUUCUCUGGAUCGGCUCAGAUAGUUGGGGAUCCAAAAUAGCACCCGUUUAUCAACAGGAAGAGAUUGCAGAAGGCGCUGUGACAAUUUUGCCCAAAAGAGCAUCAAUUGAUGGGUUUGAUCGAUACUUCAGGAGCCGAACUCUUGCCAACAAUCGAAGAAAUGUGUGGUUUGCGGAAUUUUGGGAGGAGAAUUUUGGAUGCAAGUUAGGAUCACAUGGAAAAAGGAACAGUCAUAUAAAGAAGUGCACAGGGCUCGAGCGAAUUGCACGGGAUUCAUCUUAUGAACAGGAAGGGAAGGUCCAGUUUGUAAUUGAUGCAGUGUAUUCCAUGGCUUAUGCCCUGCACAACAUGCACAAGGACCUCUGCCCUGGCUAUAUCGGCCUUUGCCCACGAAUGACCACCAUUGAUGGCAAAGAGCUACUUGGCUAUAUUCGGGCUGUAAAUUUUAAUGGCAGUGCUGGGACACCCGUCACUUUUAAUGAAAACGGAGAUGCUCCUGGACGCUACGAUAUCUUCCAGUAUCAAAUAACCAACAAAAGUACCGAAUACAAAGUCAUCGGGCACUGGACAAAUCAGCUUCAUCUCAAAGUGGAAGACAUGCAGUGGGCUAAUAGAGACCACACUCACCCUGCAUCUGUCUGCAGCCUGCCUUGCAAACCUGGGGAGAGGAAGAAAACAGUGAAAGGAGUUCCUUGCUGCUGGCACUGUGAGCGCUGUGAAGGCUACAACUAUCAAGUCGACGAGCUCUCCUGUGAACUUUGCCCCUUGGAUCAGAGACCAAACAUCAACCGCACAGGCUGCCAACUUAUCCCCAUCAUCAAGCUGGAGUGGCAUUCUCCCUGGGCUGUGGUGCCUGUGUUCAUCGCAAUACUGGGAAUUGUUGCCACCACCUUUGUGAUCGUGACCUUUGUCCGCUAUAAUGACACGCCUAUUGUGAGGGCCUCAGGACGGGAGCUUAGUUAUGUGCUGCUCACGGGGAUUUUUCUCUGUUAUUCAAUCACCUUUUUAAUGAUCGCAGCACCAGAUACAAUCAUCUGCUCCUUCCGUCGGAUCUUCCUAGGACUUGGCAUGUGUUUCAGCUAUGCAGCCCUCCUGACCAAAACAAACCGGAUCCACCGAAUAUUUGAGCAAGGGAAGAAAUCUGUCACAGCACCCAAGUUUAUCAGUCCAGCAUCCCAGCUGGUGAUAACCUUCAGUCUCAUCUCCGUCCAGCUCCUGGGAGUUUGUGUCUGGUUUGUUGUGGAUCCUCCCCAUAUCAUCAUUGACUAUGGCGAACAGCGGACUCUGGAUCCAGAGAACGCCAGGGGAGUGCUCAAGUGUGACAUUUCUGAUCUCUCGCUCAUUUGUUCACUGGGGUACAGUAUCCUCUUGAUGGUCACUUGUACUGUUUAUGCCAUUAAAACGAGAGGUGUUCCAGAGACUUUCAACGAAGCUAAACCUAUUGGAUUUACCAUGUACACCACCUGCAUCAUUUGGUUAGCUUUCAUUCCCAUCUUUUUUGGUACAGCCCAGUCAGCAGAAAAGAUGUACAUCCAGACAACAACACUUACUGUCUCCAUGAGUUUAAGCGCUUCGGUGUCUCUGGGCAUGCUCUAUAUGCCCAAGGUUUAUAUUAUAAUUUUUCAUCCAGAGCAGAAUGUUCAAAAACGCAAGAGGAGCUUCAAGGCUGUGGUGACAGCUGCCACCAUGCAAAGCAAACUGAUCCAAAAAGGCAACGACAGACCAAAUGGCGAGGUGAAAAGUGAACUCUGUGAGAGUCUUGAAACCAAUACUUCUUCUACCAAGACAACAUAUAUCAGCUACAGCAAUCAUUCAAUCUGAAACAGGGAAAUCGUACACUAUGAAAAUCUCGAACAAUGAACAUGACACCACCAAAACUCACUCCUGGAGAUCUCUGUAGACUACAAUCAAUCAAAUCAAUAGUCAGUCUUGUAAGGAACACAAAAUAACCACGAGCCAAAUGUAUCAAUAACAGAGAGUGAAGAAAACCGUUUUAUACAAUACAAUCAAUGAGUGUCGAGCUAAAGUAUUGCUUACUCAUAAGCAAUUACAAAAAAAUCACAAAAGGAAAACUAAUGUUAGCUUGUGAAAAAAAAUGCUGUUGAAAUAAACCAUGUCUGAUGUUAUUCUUGUAAGUAUUUUUCUGUGAUUGUGAGAACUCCCGUUCCUGUCCCACAUUGUUCAACUUGUAUAAGACAAUGAGUCUGUUUCUUGUAAUGGCUGACCGGAUUGAAGCCCUGGGUUGUGCUAAAAAAUAAAUGCAAUGGUUGACGCAUGCAAUUUUUUUAUACAAAUAAUUUAUUUCUAAUAAUAAAGGAAUGUUUUGCAAAUGUU
Molecule: messenger RNA, 3711 nt
Organism: Talpa occidentalis (Iberian mole)
Lineage: Eukaryota; Metazoa; Chordata; Mammalia; Eulipotyphla; Talpidae
Gene: GRM8
Product: glutamate metabotropic receptor 8
Exons: 12
Coding region: 382-3198 (938 amino acids)
Biological process (GO): G protein-coupled glutamate receptor signaling pathway; regulation of synaptic transmission, glutamatergic
Cellular component (GO): membrane
Molecular function (GO): group III metabotropic glutamate receptor activity
Source: RefSeq, a predicted model, not a curated record